Messenger RNA from Dendrobium catenatum, 1462 nucleotides. RefSeq names its product putative beta-glucosidase 41. The transcript has 10 exons. The record is from RefSeq and is a predicted model, not a curated record. Gene Ontology annotation, biological process: carbohydrate metabolic process. Lineage: Eukaryota; Viridiplantae; Streptophyta; Magnoliopsida; Asparagales; Orchidaceae. Gene Ontology annotation, molecular function: beta-glucosidase activity. The coding region runs from base 16 to 1251 and encodes 411 amino acids.
AGUGAUGUAGACUUGAUGAAAAAUAUGGGAAUGGAUGCAUACAGAUUCUCCAUCUCCUGGUCAAGGAUAUUCCCAAAUGGAAGUGGAGAUAUCAAUCCAGAAGGAAUAGCAUACUACAACAGCCUAAUAGAUGCUUUACUUGAAAAAGGAAUACAACCAUUUGCAACUCUAUAUCAUUGGGAUCUUCCACAGGCUCUGGAAAAUAAGUACGAUGGCUGGCUAAGCGCUCAGAUAAUAGAAGACUUUGAACAUUAUGCUUACACCUGCUUCAAAGCUUUUGGUGAUAGAGUGAAGCAUUGGAUCACCUUCAAUGAACCCCAUGGAUUCUCACUUCAAGGUUAUGAUUUUGGCAUACAAGCUCCAGGAAGAUGUUCUCUGUUACAUCACAUAAUGUGCAGAAAGGGUGAUUCAUUAACUGAACCAUAUAUGGUUGCUCACAAUAUCCUCUUGUCUCAUGCUGCUGCUUAUCACGCUUACAAGCUUCAUUUUAAGAAGCAGCAGGGCGGUUCUGUUGGCAUUUCUCUUGAUUCAAGAUGGUAUGAACCAAUAUCUGAAGCUGAUGAAGACAUUGAUGCUGCUCGCAGGGCCAUGGACUUUGAACUAGGAUGGUUCUUGGAUCCCUUAAUAUAUGGGCGUUAUCCUUACUCAAUGCAGAAACUUGUUAGCAACAGACUACCCAAAUUUACAGACGAAAUGUCCAUUUUACUAGCUGGUAGCUUAGAUUUUCUAGGUAUAAAUCACUACACAUCUUCUUAUGUUCGAAAUGAUCGUAGCAGAAUAAGAAAGUUUUUACUGAAAGAUGCUUCUGGUGAUGCUGCUGUGAUAAAAACAUCAACUCGGCAUGGAAAGGCCAUAGGUGAAAGGGCUGCUUCAAGUUGGCUGUAUAUAGUUCCUUGGGGCAUCCGCAAGUUGAUGAAUUAUAUUAAGGAAAAUUACAAGAAUACAGCCAUUUUCAUUACAGAGAAUGGGAUGGAUGAACUGAACAAUCCAUUUAUGAACCUAGAAAAGGCACUGAAGGAUGAUAAAAGGAUAAGUUACCAUAAGGAAUAUCUCUCAAAUCUAAGUGCUGCAAUAAGGGAAGAUGGCUGUGAUGUUCGAGGUUACUUCGUCUGGUCAUUGCUAGACAACUGGGAAUGGAACUCAGGCUACACAGUAAGAUUUGGACUCUACUAUGUAGACUACAAAAAUAAUCUUACCAGGAUACCAAAAGCUUCAGUACAAUGGUUUAGAGAUGCUCUAUCAAAGAAAUAAUAUCUCAAUUGUACAGGCCAAAAAGAUCACCAGCAUAAUUCUGCUUGAUAUUAUUUUAACAAUCAGUAUAGAAUUGAUACAUUGUAAUGAAUUUGUAUAGUUAUUUUAUAAAAUUUUCCACCAUAUGAUGACAAUAGCAGAAAUAACUUGUUAUAUGUUGAAUUUUAGCUUAAGGCUUCGUUUGAGACGGCUCUCUUACUACCUCUAAAAA